AUUCAAAACGACGAGAUGUGGACUAAGAGUGUAUUUUAUCGCGCAUAUAGCUGACAUUUAAGACUACUACAGAAUUAAUGCUAGUUAGCUAAACAUUCAGAGUGGUGUCAACUCACUUCUUUCCCAGCUUCUACCCAUAAUGCAUUUCGACUGACAGGAAAUUUCUGUUCUCCUGUUGGCGCGCCGCUACGAGUUUACGAACAGUCGGCAUGAGUUGGUGAAUAGUGUUAUUGCUCGAUUAAAUAUAUUUAUCACACAGCUAACGUUAGCAAUCGGUCCUAUGUCUGUCUACGUAUAGUGAUAACGCUAACUUAACCUGUAAUAAGGAGCGAUCGGACCUGACAGGCAUACGAAGCUCAGUUUCGUUGUUGCUAAAGUUAAAGUAGUAAUAGUAGUAAGUAAUUGGUCAGUGGAAACAUGCAACACAGCGAUUGUCUGCUUUCAUUCUGUGGGAAUAUAAUAGCAUUUAACUGUAAACAAGCUCCUUUCGUCACAAACGACUGCGACAGUGAGUUAAUGUUUAGUAGUCUGUCAUUUGAACGCCGUGAAAACAGGUUCGUGAAGGCGUCCGAUGGAGCAGCUGUGAUGAGCAGGAAGAGGUCUGUCCGUGUGGAUUUGAUCAGAUGUGCGCGUGUCGUGCACGCUCAGAAGAGAGUCACCACACCGUGUGUGUUAACAGCAAGGAAGCUCGAGAAAGGAGGCAGCUACCGGUACAGUGUCCACACACUGAGCAGCUCACACGGACUAGAGCCCUGCAUGGAGUUUAAACUCCCAUAUGAAAUGAAUGGGAGCGUGCGCAUCCUGCACGGCCCCACUGUGUUAUGGAGCCACGAGGGGGGUGUCUUUUACACGUCUCUGCAGGCAUCAGAAGUGAGACAGAUUCCCAUUCAGCUGUCCCACUAUAUUAUUGGAGAACUUCCCCUCCACAAGGAAAGACUAUUUGUUCUUGGACUGCAAAAUGAUUCAGAGCAGUGCUCCAAUAACCCGUCAACCAGACAAACCUUGGGCUAUUUUGUUGAUACUGGACGUGAGUUCGAUGGCUGUAUGAUUUUACCUCCCCCCUAUGCUCGCAUCACGCGGUGCAUCUUGGCGCUCUCAGCUGACAAAGUGGAUGGUGUGCUGAAGUGUGCUGUAGUUGCAGCGACUUCUAAUCAACAGAUAGUUUAUUUGGAGAACGGCAUUGUAAAAGAUGUGUGUCCGCUCCCCUUCGAGCAGCCACAGGAGAUUCAGAUGGUCCACACUGGGCGAAAUGGCUGCCUGUUCGUCAUAUCCUUUCACCAUGGUCAUGUUUGUGCUGUGUGGAAAGACACAUUUCAGGUAGCCUCCCAAUGGUCAGGCAUCAGCUCUGUUCACGUGGAUGACUUCCUGAGGUGUGGAACAGACCAGAUGCUGUUGAUUUCUAAAGAUCAAGAUGUAGCAGGACCGCUGCUGGAUCAGUUUUUGCUCACUGACCUCUGUGGCAUUUCAAUUUCUCGGAGCCAGGACAGUGGAGCUACAAAGAAACCUCCUCCACCAGAAAGUUAUCUACUCACUCUUCGGGCUUUAGAGUCCAGAUUGCAGAGUGGAUUGGCUGUUCUUCAGGAGCUUCAACAAGAAUCAGCAGUUACAGAUAAACUUAUACACCAGUCUGUUAAAACCCUCAUUGACCUGGUCUCAGGAAGAGAACCCGUUUUCACAAAGCCUGAGCAGGAAGGCCUUGUUGCUCUGUGGGACAGCGAUGAUGAUGAUGAUGUUGAUGAGUCAACGGAUGAGGCUUUGGAUGACAAGACACAAGACAUGCCAGCAGUGUCUUCAGAACCUCAAGUUGACAAGCUGUGGCAUCGAAUAGCUGAGAACCAAAUGGUUGUGGGAGUGAUACUAACUACUGAAGGCUCAGUACCACUGGCCAGUGUGAGCUUAUCCAUCCUGACAGAGAUGAGCCAGAGCUCAGCGCCUGCAGUCAUCCAGACCAAGAGCCAAGUGUGCUGGCUCCCUUUGCCCUGGUCCUCGUCUUCAUCCUCCUCCUCCUCCUCCGCUGUCCCCACAUCCUUAGAGCCCGCAGCCAAAAGAAGCAAGCAGCACAUCGCCGGCGGACCCGACCAUCUCGACACACGCAGACUGGCUGUGACUGCUGUGACCGAGCUGACACCUCUGUUGAACUCUGGCUGUGUCAAGUGUUGUGUCAUGCUCCAUUACAUCCAGAGUCAAGAUGCUUUUUCCCUCGUGAGCAAUCCAACACCGGUUGUCCGGUAUUGUGGUCAAGUAGUGAUAGACAUUCAAAGUGAUUUCCAAGCCCAGUUGCUGAAAAACCCUGAACUCAAAACAGAUGAGAUGAAAGAAGACUUGAUGAGUUUGUUGGCAGUGCUGAAUCGCUGGGUCUUCCUCAUAGACUCUCCUGACCAUAGCUUGGGUGAUAUAAAUGGCUGGAUUCAAAAAAGAGUGGGUUGUGAGAGGAUCGAAGUGAGUCCCCAGUAUCUACUCUUUAAUUCUUCAACACCAUCUGCUGUCAUGCUGGUGCAUUGGCAUCAGAUAAGCCCAUUCCAGGGGGAACUCACUGUCCACUCCAGCCAGUUGCAGAUGAUGCAGUUCCUGAGCUCGCUGUUGACUUUCCUCCCUGCGUCCUGCUCCGUUCAUCCCAUGAAAGGCCCGAGACAACAGGGCGCGGCUCGCAUGUUUUCUGUGGCGUUAGAAAAAGAGGUCGAGUCGCUCAGGGAGCGCGUGUCUGCGCUGCUCCGCGAGGACGGAGCGGAGAGAGGGGACGAGGGCGGACACGGGCGCUCCUCAGGACCGGGUGCUGCUGAGGGGCUGCAGAGGAGUCGGGACGAGUGGCAGCGGGACGUGGAUGAGGCCAAGAAGAGGCUGAGCCCCGUGGUGGACGUGGAGAAGUACCGUGAGCUGACCCUGAGUCUGUCCAAACUCCAGCUUAAUUGGGAUUUGGCAGCUCUCUUAGAAAUAGAACAAACUUUGCUCAGCUAAUGCUGCCACAUCGGCCGCCGCUGAGCGCGUGUUGUCUCCGCUCCACAUUAAAUCAGCUCUUAAAACGACCUCCUUUACGGUCUUCUGUUGAGCUGAGCCGUGUGUCAGCUCUGUGAGGCAGCCUCAUGGGGUUUAUAUCUAUCUAGUGUCGUGCUGUGUAGCGCCUCAGCCUAUUCCUAUUGCAUCCCCCUGAGUUUCACAGCCUUAAUGUGAUACUGAUGUGAUACUGCUCUGUGCUCGGCUUAUUCUUCUGAACCGUGUUCCUCUAGAAAUCCCAUGUGUUCAGAAACGAUCCGUUCUAUCUGCUGCCGCUGUGCACUGUUCAAUAGGAGGGGAACCACUCUAAUCCUGGAGUGGGAAGCUGUUUGUGUUGUGAAUAAAGACAAUAGAUAAUGGUCAAACGAGAGGUUGUACGCUGACUCGCUCACUGUAGUUGGCAGAACAUUUGAGUGGCUCCUGUUUCCUGUGAAAUGCUGAACAAAAACACGUCGGCUUCACUUUGGUCUUCGUUCAAGUAAACGUUGAGUCUUCCUUUAAAGUACCUUGUCCUAUGUGGAUACAUGCGCCCUCUGGCCGCUUUGACUCCCAGUGUUAAAAAAGGCUGAACGGCUCCUCUGCCCAGUUGGAAGCCUAUGAACACGAAUGUGCUUUUUGUUUGUGGGACGAGCUGCCCAGAGGAGAGAGAGAGAGAGAGACGAGCACCCUGCUCUUGCACCUCUGCGCGUCUGCUUCACUGCACAGCUUCCACCAGGUUCCCCCCAAACAUAGCGGCAACAUAAUUGCAUCAUAUUUUUAGCUUCGAUUUACAUGUUUCACAUUUGAUAAUAAACCAACUGAGAGUUUGCGUAAUUAAAAAAUUACAAAAAAUGUUUCUUCAUCGCGUUACAAUGAAAAUAUGAAAAUAAAGCUCCCGCUCUGUUA
Betta splendens (Siamese fighting fish) is the source of this 3876-nucleotide messenger RNA. It is a transcript of the gene fancb, whose product is annotated as FA complementation group B. Gene Ontology annotation, cellular component: Fanconi anaemia nuclear complex. The record is from RefSeq and is a predicted model, not a curated record. The coding region runs from base 418 to 2955 and encodes 845 amino acids. The transcript is spliced from 8 exons. Gene Ontology annotation, biological process: positive regulation of double-strand break repair via homologous recombination; replication-born double-strand break repair via sister chromatid exchange; negative regulation of double-strand break repair via homologous recombination. NCBI's taxonomy places the organism in Eukaryota, Metazoa, Chordata, Actinopteri, Anabantiformes, Osphronemidae.